Molecule: messenger RNA, 2041 nt
Organism: Gossypium raimondii (Peruvian cotton)
Lineage: Eukaryota; Viridiplantae; Streptophyta; Magnoliopsida; Malvales; Malvaceae
Exons: 9
Coding region: 124-1476 (450 amino acids)
Biological process (GO): molybdate ion transport
Cellular component (GO): membrane
Molecular function (GO): molybdate ion transmembrane transporter activity
Source: RefSeq, a predicted model, not a curated record
AUAGCAUCCUCUGGAACGGUAAAACGGCGCGUAUUUCAAACUCCAGAAGAUCCAACCUCUUCUUCUUUUCUCACUUGUCACUUUUCUCCGAUCCGAUCUAGGGUUUGUCCGUCGGAGAUCGAAAUGGGCGUUGUAAUCGAAAGCUCCGUUUGGGUACCUAGUUCUUCCGUCUACAUCUUCAUUUUCCUUUCUUGUUUCUUCUCACUUUCUCUCUUCCCUUUCUACCUUUCCAAGCACGCCCCUACUAAAUCACCUCCUUUCUACGACCACCCAACCUUCGCCUCUUCUCUCCGCUUCCAACGUUACUUUCUCCUUCUCUAUUCCCUCGCCUCAGUGUUGGAAGGAUUAUGGUCUGUGUACGGAGAGUUUGAGCUGGUUUACUAUGGAAUUACCAAGGAAGAUACAGUGACGUUUAUGCUUAUUGGAUUUGGAGCUGCUCUUUUUGUCGGUAGUUUCUUAGGCCUUCUCUCUGAUUUAAUAGGUCGAAAGAAAUCUUGUUUGGUGUUUUAUAUCUUUCACCUUGUUGUUGGGAUAUGGAAGAGGAUUACAUCAAGUCCUAGCUUUUGGGUAGCAAAUGUGUGUUUAUCUUUGGCAACAUCAAUAUUUUCCUCCAGUUUCGAGACAUGGGCUGUUGUUGAACAUGACAAGGGUCAUAGGCAAGAUCUUUUGAAUGAAACAUUUUGGUUGAUGACUUUUUUCGAGUCCGCGGCUUUGAUUGGAAGUCAGGUGAUGAGCAAUUGGAUGGUGGGUGGUAAUUUGGAGAAAGAAAUUGCAUGUCCUUCCACUGCAGCUAUUCUUACGGCAAUAGUAGGCAUUAUCUGUAUUUCCAGAGUUUAUGGUGGGAGUCCUCAGACAGUGACCUUUAAGGAAUAUAAAGUGUCCUUUUACUCAUAUAUCCUUUGUGAUAGAAGGAUAUGGUUACUAGCAUGCGCACAAUCUUGCCUUCAUUUCUCCAUAGUAGUUUUCUGGAUUCUCUGGGCCCCGACACUGGUGGCUGAUGGUCGAGAAGUGUAUCUAGGGUUGAUGUAUCCAUGUGUGUUGGGGGCAAGGAUGUUAGGAAGUACACUGUUCCCAUGGUUUAUUAAUGCACCACUUCGAACUGAGGAUUGCUUGGUUUAUGCAUUUAUCAUACAGGGUCUUCUUUUGUCUAUAAUAGCUUUUGAUUACCAGGAAAUUGGAGCUCUGGUGACACAGUAUUUUUUGUUCCAUGCCUGCGUUGGCCUAAUUCUGCCUUCACUUGCAAGAUUGAGGACCAUGUAUGUGCCAAAUGAGUUGCGUGGAGGAAUGAUAAGCCUUUCCCUAGCUCCAACAAAUGCUGCAAUUUUGUUUAUUCUGAUGCAGAGAGGCUAUUAUAGGACUGUUGAGAAUUCAGAAGUGAUAGCGUUUGCUGCGGUUGGAUUGUUCGCGGCAGCUGGUUGCAUGUAUGUUUUGAAGCGGUUGGGAAAGCAACCAUAUCAAAACUGGCAUAAAUUAUGAUUUUCCAUUUCCCAUUUUUGCUGGCAUUGAUGGUUUACUGGAAUCUAUAAUUAAUGGCCGAUCAAUUUGAAGGAUCAAACAGCUUUAUCGUGGACCUUCAAAUUUCUAGUGAAUCAUAUGCAAGGAGGCAUUUAACCUAUGCAAAAGAGAUGAAAGGGCAGAACAGUUUGAAGGAUUAGCCAAGUUAUCGCAAUAACCUCGCAAGAUCACUCUGGAAGAAAAUACAAGCAACACCGUAAUUCAGCCAGUAACAAUUGACCAUCAAACCCUGCAGGUUUUGUGUUAUAUCUAAUACAAGUGAAUAUGUUUUGCAUUUGAAAUUUUGCCUGAAGGUGCAGUUGAAAGGUGGAUUGAUGUAGCAGAGGGCCUCUCAGUGUUAAGCAGGUUUGAGAUUUCACCCAGUAUUUAAAGUCAUUCCAAGAACAGUGUAGUUCAGAUAGAUUCUUAGAUCUUAAUUCAUACUUCUGAGAAUAUUAUUAUUUGCUUUGAUAUUAUGUACAUGAGAAGUCUGUAUAAACUGAUUCUAAUUUUUUUCAGCAAUUACAUGAGAAAAGGAAUAACCAUA